GACGCAAUAGUCGAUCAGCUUUCAUCACGUUUCGAGCAUCGUUUCCGGUUUCCCGUAGAAAAUCGAAGGAUCGCGAAAGUUUUGCUCGAGCGUCGCUUCCUCCACGUUUUCCCGCGAAGCCACGCACGUGUUUUCCGAGGCGUAGCCGCACCGGCGAUCAAAGUCAUACGGGAAGGGGGGACGAGACGCGAGGGAACAGUUUCGAAACGCAUUUUUUUUUUUCUUUCAAGAGAUUACGGGAAAAAUCUUAGUAGGUUUCCGAUUUUUCUUUACGCACGAAAUUACGUGAAAGAGCGAGGAUUGAUAGUGCAGAGCCAUGCGGCGGGUAUCGACGCGUGCGGUGUGUGUGCGUAAACGGCGCGUCGAUUGCGCAUUUCGAAGAUGGCCAUUUUGGCGGGUGACGUGUUGCGUGCGCGCUGCCGAGCGGCCAUAACACGUAUUCGCGGCGUGAACGACGUGCACGUCACUCCGUCGUAAUGAGAAGUCCGCGGUUACGUGUACGCGACCAUGAUGAACACCUAGGGCCAAAUGAACGUCAUGGAAUGUCGAGGAAACUCGAUGGACGAACGUACCGGCUAGACGGUGGACUCGCAGUCGCACAGGUCGCACUCGUCGCGUACGAUUGCUAGAACACGCUAAGAGGGCGAGGGAGAGGGGGCAAGGCACUAUGGGAGCAAUUUGCGACAGGCGCAUGCGCAGAUCAGUUUACAGUUGGAGCUUGAAAGAAAAUGGCGUCAGCUAAGUUUCUGGAGGAAGCUCUGAGCACGGAUGUCGAUGAAUCCGCAGUGAACGCGAUAGUGGGCUCCCUCGAGACGCAGCUUGUGACGUCCGCGCCGACUGUCGCCGGCCAUCAAGUGAGUUCCGCAUCGGUCAGCCAGCAGAAUCACCAGGUGAACAGCGCUAUUUCCAACGGGGGCACCAUCACCGCGGUACAGCCACAGAAACAUGGGGUUUCGAACGGCGGCGGUGCGACUACCGUGAAUAGUCUAAUGACUCAGGAGGUCACCAAGUCGAUUACUACCAGCACUCUGCUGCCCGUGAACGUGGUUACCUCGAACACAGUGGCGCCACAGGUCAUCACCACGCAGCAGCAGCAGCCGCCGCAGGUACAGCCACAGCAGCAGCAGCACACACAACCGCCAGGAAUAUCUCCCGCUACCUAUAUCAAUCAAGUGACGACUAAUCAGGUGUCCGGUAAUCAGACUACACACAUACCAAGUUUGACCAAGACGCACGAACCAGUGAAGCUCAUCUAUCCCACAGUCGGACAAGUUAUUGCCACUACGGGGGUGGCAAAUGCUAAUAAUAAGCUCUCCUUUCCCGCUCAAACUGUCGGGCAGUUAGCAAACGGUACUUUAGGUAUAACGUCGCAGGCAGUGCUGCAGACUACAGCGAACGUUGUUACCAAUGUUGGCUCUGUUAGCCAGGCAGCGAGCCAAACAGUGACCGCAGUGAAUAAGCCAACAGGGGCAGCUUUAGUGAUCAAGACAAGUGUAGCGCCUGGCAUGGUUUCCGUUCCAAUGUCUGUACCGGUCUCUGUGGCUGGCAAUGCAGUCAGCACAGCGUUGCAGGCUAAGGGUGGGGUUACUUCGACGAUAGUACCCAGUAAUGUUCAAAUCCUUAAUGUAAAUACGAUGCGUCCUGCAACGCCAGUAGCGGGUCAGCAAGCUAAUAAACAAGUUACGCCAAGAGUGGUGAUUGGGCAACACCAAUUGGUUGGAGCUAGAGCUGGAGGUCCAGGGAUAACGUUACAGGCACUUCAUAGCCUUCAAGCUGGUGCUCAAGGGCAUCUGUUAUUAAAAACAGAAAAUGGACAGUACCAGUUACUAAGGGUGGGUCCAGCUCCAACUGCGGGUACUCCCACUGGUACUGCAGUUACACCAAAUAGUAUAACUGGCAAUGCAGUAGUUGCUGCACCAUCUCCAGGCACUACGUACCGCCUAACUUCAGUGCCGACUGUAAGUAGGCUGAAUACUCAGUUCACUGGUCCACCACUCGCCACCCUAAGAAAAUCUGUUCAGACUGUUGCUCCUACUAUCACUACAUCUACUACAACCCCAGGAACAGUGACUACUGCACCCACAACUACUUCUACACCAACGGCUACCACUGUUCAAACAGCUCAAACUUCUACACCGCGUCAAACUACUGAUAAUACCAAAGAAAAGUGCCGUAAAUUCUUAGCAAACUUGUUAGAGUUAUCUAGUCGAGAGCCUAAAGCAGUGGAACGCAAUGUUCGAACUUUGAUACAAGAACUGAUUGAUACUAAGGUCGAGCCAGAAGAAUUUUGUGACAGACUUGAAAAAUUAUUAAAUGCUUCACCACAACCAUGUCUCAUUGGAUUUUUGAAGAAAAGUUUGCCUCUUUUACGGCAAUCACUUGUCACGAAGGAAUUGGUCAUAGAGGGAAUAAAGCCGCCUCCAGCUAAUGUUGUUUUUUCUAUAGCGUCGGCUGUUCCAACUAUUACGCAACCACAAUACAGACCUGCAGUAGCAGUGGCAGAAACAGCAGUAACGACAGCAACAGUUGUUACAACAACAGUUCCACGACCUGUUCAAAGUAUUCCACAGAGGCUGGUUCGACCAGUAACGACGGUGGUUCGGAGCCCUACCGCAGCAUAUACAGUGAAAUCGACAGUAGCAACAACUGGAAUUCGCCCCACUGCCCCUGUUGUGCAAAAACCACCUAUAAUUACAACCACAGUUGUAAAACCAAUCACUACUACGCAAGGAAAAACACUCAAUACCACCACUACUGUUAAUAAAGCCGUAGUGCCUUCUCUUGUUCAAAAACCGGCUGCGAAGGAGAAAGAGAAAAAGACGUUUUCAUCAGCAGGAUAUACGGCGGAUGAUGACAUAAAUGAUGUAGCAGCUAUGGGUGGUGUUAAUCUUGCGGAGGAAUCUCAAAGAAUACUCGGUUCUACGGAAUUUGUUGGUACCCAGAUACGAUCUUGUAAAGAUGAAGUAUUUUUGCACAUGACACCAUUACAACAAAGAAUUAAACAAAUUGCAUCCAGUCAUGGACUGGAAGAACCCAAUCAAGAAGUAGCAGCAUUAAUUUCGCACGCUGUUCAAGAAAGGUUAAAGAAUUUAGUAGAAAAGUUAGCAGUCAUCACAGAACAUAGGAUAGAUCUUAUAAAGGUCGAUCCUAGAUAUGAAGUAACACAAGAUGUAAGAGGACAAUUAAAAUUUUUGGAAGAUCUAGAUAGAAUCGAACGUAGGAAACACGAAGAACAAGAACGGGAAUUACUUUUACGUGCUGCAAAGAGUCGUGCAAAAACAGAAGAUCCCAAGCAAGUAGAAUUAAAAGCUAAGGCCAAAGAGAUGCAACGCAUAGAGAUGGAACAAUUAAGGACAAGGGAUGCGAAUAUAACAGCUUUGCAAGCAAUUGGCCCUCGUAAGAAGCCUAAACUCGAUACGGCAGGAUCGACCAACAGCACUCCUAGCGCAAAUGCAUCAGUGAGCGGAUUAAAUAGGCAAAUGCCCAUGAGACCACGUUUGAAGAGAGUGAACUUCAGGGAUUUGGUAUUUCUUCUCGAGCAAGAGAAAGAAACAUGUAGAAGCACAACACUGUAUAAAUCGUACUUGAAGUGAUGCACUGUGAAGGGCAGGAACUUUAGUGACCCGCCCAAAAUCUGGCGCUCUAUCUGCAUGGUCUUGUAUGAGCUGGCCUCGAUGGAUCGUGCGACGUUAUUUUACGUUGCAAUGUAUAGUAAGUUAUUGCAAAUUGCAUAUUACUGCAAAGAAAAUUAUUGGGAAUUGGCUUGGGAUUUUGCGUAUAUUCAAAGUAAAAUUGUUUCCAUCAUGUCGAUACUAAGCUUCCCUAUUGUAAAUGACUGAACAUUUUUUAACUGUAGCAUACGUUUUUUAAAUGUAACAUAAUAGAUCGCUCUUUAUUUUUCAACACAAAAUCGCAUCGAUGAAAAGAGUAAUGUGUAUGAGCACAUGUCUCGUGAUUAGUCUCUACAUAGUCCUUUCGUGGUGUGUAUGAGAGAGAGAAAGAAAAAAGAGAGAAAAUCAUGUAUGUGUGACCAUAGAAAUAUUGUUACAUAAUGAAUGUGUGAAUGUACAUUAAAUGAAUGAAUGUCUUGUCACUAUGUGUAGGUUCGCUGCAUUGUAAUACUUGACCUAUACUUUUGGACACUGUAGCGCUAGUGUAAAAUAAGCAGGUUUUGUUAUAAUAGUAAAUCGUAUUUUUGCAAACUAUAAUGUAAUAAUAAUACCGCGAGCACACUGUCCAAAAAGUAUGGAAUAAUUUGUACAAUAUCUUACACAUAAUUACUAAAUAGUGAUAAUUUCAAUGUUGGUACAACAGAAUAUAGCUACUCUCCACCGGAAGUUGGAAUUGUUAUCAGUA
This is a messenger RNA of Trachymyrmex cornetzi, 4356 nucleotides long. RefSeq names its product TBP-associated factor 4. The record is from RefSeq and is a predicted model, not a curated record. Lineage: Eukaryota; Metazoa; Arthropoda; Insecta; Hymenoptera; Formicidae. Gene Ontology annotation, cellular component: transcription factor TFIID complex. Gene Ontology annotation, molecular function: DNA binding; RNA polymerase II general transcription initiation factor activity; protein heterodimerization activity. Gene Ontology annotation, biological process: transcription initiation at RNA polymerase II promoter; DNA-templated transcription. The coding region runs from base 729 to 3593 and encodes 954 amino acids. The transcript has 10 exons.